UACGCGUUCAGUGUCGGAGGGUUGCGACUGUGGCCAGCAGAGCAGUGUUCCAGAACUGCGGCCAGACUACACGGCAUAUUUGGAAAGGAGAGAAUUUGCCGUAAGGGGCGCGCAGGAGGAGCCCAGAUUCAAAUCGCCGUGACUACCACUCGAUGAGCUCACCUAUAUGCACGCACUCGCUGGUCUGUCCGCCUCUGCGAAACCCGCACGCUCCACUCCGCGCUUCGUUCGUCUUUUCUGCCUGCGCGCGUGUCGCUCCUUCCCGCCGAGGCUCGCGUCUAACGGCCGGCGCAGCGAGGAGGAUUCAAAAUUCGCUCAAAAUUCGCGCGUGUCGGAGGAGAGCCCUAGUCGCUCGCGCCUGGCGUGCUUCUCAACGGUCGGAGCGAUGCUGGAGGAAUGUUCAUUACCGCUGAAUGAAUAGACGACCCCGGGUUAGCGGUAUGGAGAAAAGAAAAGGUCGUCCCCUUCCUCCCACACCAUCGUCCAGCCUACUCACACCCGCUACUCCUACCCCAUCUGGCCCCCACAACCCCACCGCCCCCUCCAUCAGGGAGUGCCAGAUGCCCCUGCUGGACAGCGGCUCCCCCCACGCCAUGCUGGAGCCCCCUCCUGACGAUGAGUUCUCCCCCAACUCCUACCUGCUCCGUGCCUGCAACCCCUCAGCUCAGCCCCCUGCUGCCGGUCCCUCCAGUCAUCAUGGUCAGUCCACUCCACGGCCCCCUCUCCCCCCUCCACACAGCCACCACCAGUCCUCGGCAAACUCUCUGAACCGCAGCACCCAUGCCAGCCGCCGCAAUCCCCAGAGCCACGCGCCCACCUCUGCCCCCGUCGAAGGCCCCUCCACGCCAGAGUCCGUGCAGCUCCAGGAAGGCUGGGCCCUCAACAGCAGUGUGCCACUGGAGACACGGCACUUCCUGUUCAAGACGCCUUCGGGGACCACACCCCUCUUCAGCAGCUCCUCCCCCGGCUACCCGCUGGCCGGCGGCUCUGUGUACUCGCCCCCGCCGCGUCUCCUGCCGCGCAACACCUUCUCACGCAGCUCCUUCAAGCUGAAGAAGCCCUCCAAGUACUGCAGCUGGAAGUGCGCUGCCCUGGUGGCCAUCGGCGCUGCCGUGCUGCUGGCCGUGCUGCUCUCCUACUUCAUAGCUCUCAAUCUGCUUGGGCUGAAUUGGCGUCUGAAGCCUACAGAUGGGCACCUUGUCAGUACUGGCCUCAGUACGGGCAUCCCUGGCACCGGCGACGUGGCAACAGUGCCCUCCGGAGGCAGAGGCCCAUGGCUGCUGAGGAACAGCAGUAUAAACAGUGGUGAGCUGGAGGUGGGCCGACGUGUCAGUCAGGAGGUUCCCCCUGGCGUGUUCUGGCGCUCGCUGCUGCACCUGCGCCAGCCUCACUUCCUCAAGUUCAACAUCUCCCUGGGCAAGGACGCCCUGUUCGGGGUCUACAUGCGCAAGGGCCUGCCCCCCUCCCACGCCCAGUAUGACUAUAUGGAGCGGCUGGAUGGGAAGGAGAAGUGGAGCGUGGUGGAGUCUCCACGGGAACGCCGCAGCAUCCAGACGGUAGUGCAAAACGAGGCCAUCUUCGUGCAGUACCUGGACCCCGGCACGUGGCACCUGGCCUUCUACAAUGACGGCAAGGAGAAGGAGCCUGUUUCCUUCAGCACCAUGGCCCUGGACUCCGUGCAAGAGUGCCCCCAGAAUUGCCAUGGCAACGGAGAGUGCACGUCAGGAGUGUGCCACUGCUUCCCCGGUUUCCACGGCAUGGACUGCUCCAAAGCCGCCUGCCCCGUGCUGUGCAGCGGCAACGGGCAAUACAGCAAGGGCGUGUGCAUGUGCUACAGUGGCUGGAAGGGGCUGGAGUGCGACGUGCCCGCCGGCCAGUGUGUCGACCCCGAGUGCAGUGGGCGUGGCACCUGCAGCCUGGGCACCUGCACGUGCACCGCCGGCUACCGUGGAGACAGCUGCGAGGAAGUGGACUGUCUGGACCCCAUGUGUUCGGGUCAUGGCACGUGUGUGGCAGGCCAGUGCCACUGUAAGCCCGGCUGGGCGGGCUCCCUGUGUGACCUUCCCAGAGCACAGUGCCCAGAGCAGUGUCACGGGCACGGAGUCUACAGCGCAGACACUGGCCUCUGUACCUGUGAGCCCAACUGGAUGGGCCCUGACUGCUCCACAGAGGUGUGUUCUGCGGACUGCGGGAGCCACGGGGUGUGUGUUGGCGGUGUGUGUCACUGUGAGGAGGGCUGGGCAGGUACUGGAUGUGACCAGAGGCUGUGUAACCCGCAGUGUGUGAAGCACGGCACCUGCAGGGACGGCAAGUGCCAGUGUGAGCAAGGCUGGAACGGAGAGCACUGCACCAUCGAUGGGUGUCCAGGGCUGUGCAAUGGUAACGGGCAGUGCAUUAUGGGGCAAAACAGCUGGCACUGCGAAUGCCACACUGGCUGGAGGGGGCUGGGUUGCAGCGUUGCCAUGGAGAUCUCCUGCGACGACAACAAGGACAAUGAAGGAGAUGGCCUCGUGGACUGCAUGGACCCAGACUGCUGCACCCAGAGCCCUUGUCUGACCAAUCCGCUGUGCCGUGGGUCACGUGACCCGCUAUUAAUCAUCCAGCAGAGCCAAUCGGCUGGCCAGAAAGUUAGCUCCUUUUAUGACAGAAUCAAGGUGCUUGUGGGAAGAGACAGUACUCAUGUCAUACCGGGAAGUAAUCCAUUUAAUGGCAGCCUUGCGUCUCUAAUUCGUGGGCAGGUCCUAACAGCUGAUGGAACUCCCCUGGUAGGGGUCAACGUGAGCUUUGUGAAGUAUCCACAUUAUGGCUAUACCAUGACCCGUCAGGACGGAACGUUCGACCUGGUGGCCAACGGCGGUACGGCCAUGACGCUUCGCUUCGAACGUGCUCCGUUCCUGAGCCAGGAGCGCACUGUGUGGUUGCCAUGGAACCGCUUCUACGCAAUGGACACGUUGGUGCUCCGCACGGAGGAAAACACCAUCCCAGGCUGCGACCUGAGCGGCUCCGUCAGGCCCGACCCCACCAUCGUGCCCUCCCCCCUCUCCUCCUUCUUCAGCUCUAACCCGGCCGACAGGCACAUCAUCCCCGAGAGCCAGGUUCUCCAUGAACAAAUCGAGGUCCCAAGCACCACUCUGAGCCUGUGCUACUUGAGCUCCAGGGCGUCAGGCUACCGCGCCCUGCUCAAGGUGAUCAUGACCCCGGUACUGGUGCCUCUCAGCCUGGCCAAGGUGCACCUGAUGGUGGCCGUGGAGGGCCACCUCUUCCAGAAGUGGUUCCACGCCUCACCCAACCUGGCCUACACCUACAUCUGGGACAAGACAGAUGCCUAUGGCCAGAGAGUGUACGGUCUGGCUGAGGCUGUGGUGUCUGUGGGGUAUGAGUAUGAAACAUGUCCCACUCAGAUUCUCUGGGAGAAGAGGACAGCCGUGCUGCAGGGUUAUGAGCUGAGCCCCUCCAACCUGGGCGGAUGGUCACUGGACAAACACCACACCCUCAAUGUCCGCCAUGGUAUCCUGCACAAGGGCAGCGGGGAGAACGUGUUCAUCUCAGAGCAGCAGCCCCCGGUCAUCAGCACGGUGCUGGGUAACGGGAGGAGACGCAGCAUCUCCUGCCCCAGCUGCAGCGGCCUGGCCGAGGGCAACAAGCUGCUGGCACCCGUGGCCCUGGCCUGCGAUGGCGAGGGCAGUCUCUAUGUGGGGGACCUCAACUUCAUCAGGAGGGUGUACCCCUCCCUCAACACCACCGCCAUCCUUGAGCUUCGGAAUAAAGAUUUGAGACACAGCAACAGCCCAAGUCAUAAGUACUACCUGGCAGCAGAUCCGGUCUCGGGCGCCCUGUUUCUGUCCGACACCAACUCCCGGCAGAUCUACCGAGUGCGCUCGCUGAGCGGGGCACGCCCCCUGCUGGACAAUGCUCAGGUGGUGGCUGGCACGGGCGAACAGUGCGUGCCCUUCGACGAGGCCCGCUGCGGCGACGGCGGCAAGGCUGUGGAGGCCACCCUGAUGAGCCCCAGAGGCAUUGCGGUGGAUAAGAAUGGGCUCAUGUACUUUGUGGAUGCCACCAUGAUCCGUAAGGUGGAUCAGAAUGGCAUCAUCUCCACACUGAUCAAGACCAACGACCUGACUGCAGUCCGGCCCCUCAGCUGUGACUCCGGCAUGGACGUCAGCCAGGUGCGUCUGGAGUGGCCCACAGACCUGGCCGUCAACCCCAUGGACAACUCCCUCUAUGUGCUGGAGAACAACGUCAUCCUGCGCAUCACCGAGAACCACCAGGUCAGCAUCAUCGCCGGGCGGCCCAUGCACUGCCAGGUUCCGGGCAUCGACUACUCGCUCAGCCGGCUGGCCAUCCACUCCGCGCUGGAGAGCGCCACGGCCAUCGCCAUCUCGCACGCCGGCGUGCUCUACAUUGCUGAGACGGAUGAGAAGCGCAUCAACCGCGUGCGGCAGGUGAGCGCCAGCGGCGAGAUCUCGCUGCUGGCCGGCGCCACCUCCGACUGCGACUGUAAGAACGACGUGAACUGCAACUGUUUCGCUGGCGAUGACGGCUAUGCCGCCGACGCCAGCCUCAACUCACCCGCCUCACUGGCCGUGGCUCCUGACGGCACGCUCUACGUAGCCGACCUCAACAACAUCCGUGUGCGCGCAAUCCGCAGCAACCGGCCCAACGCCACUGCCACCGGCCUCUACGAGGUGGGCUCGGCCCUGGACCAGGAGCUGUACGUGUUUGGCGAGGACGGCCUGCACCGGCAGACGGUCAGCCUCGUCACGGGCCUGCCUCUCUACAACUUUAGCUAUGGCAUGGACGGCGAGCUGGCGUCCGUCACUGACAAUGCCAACAACACGCUGAAGGUCCGCAGGGAGGCGGGCGGCGCAGUGCGGCUCGUGCUGCUGCCCGAGAACCAGGUGGUCACCCUGGGCGUGGAUGCAGCCGGCAGCCUGCGCUCCGUUUCCGCCCUCAACCAGGAGGUGGCGCUGCUCAGCUAUGCCGCCAGCACCGAGCUUCUGGCCUCCAAAACCGAUGAGACUGGCUGGACCAACUUCUAUGAGUAUGACAGUGAGGGUCGUCUGUCUAAUGUUUCGUACCCCACCGGCAUGGUAACCAGCCUGCGGCGCGAGAUGGAGCACUCCAUCAACAUCGACAUGGAGAGCUCCAACAGGGAUGAUGACGUCACUGUCAUCACCAAUCUGUCCUCAGUGGAGGCAUCCUAUACUGUAGUUCAAGACCAAGUGCGGAACAGCUAUCAGAUGUACCACAACGGCACUCUGCGCGUCUCCUACGCCAAUGGCAUGGGGAUCAGCUUCCACACGGAGCCUCAUGUCCUAGCGGGCUCAGUCAGCCCCACCAUCGGAAGGCGCAACAUCUCCCUGCCCACAGACAGCGGCCUUAACUCCAUCGAGUGGAGGAUGAGGAAGGAACUGACCAAGGGCAAGGUUACCGUGUUCGGGAGGAAGCUGCGUGCCCAUGGCAGGAACCUGCUCUCCAUCGAUUAUGACCGGAACACGAGGACAGAGAAGGUGUACGACGACCACCGCAAGUUCACGCUGCGCAUCAUCUACGACGCACAGGGCCGGCCGGCCACCUGGCUGCCCAGCAGCAGCCUGGCCCUGGUCAACGUGUCCUACUCGCCCUCUGGACGCCUGCUGGGCCUGCAGAGGGGCAGCAUGAGCGAGAAGAGCGAGAUGGACACCUUCGGCCGCAUCCUCUCCCGCACCUUCGUGGAUGGGAAGGUGUGGACGUUCAGCUACCCGGAGAAGUCUGUGGUGUUGCUGCUGCAGCAGAGUCAAAAGCAGUACGUGUUUGACUUUGACACCUCGGGACGCAUCACCGCCGUCACCAUGCCCAGCAUGGCGCGCCACACCAUGUCCACCCACGUGUCCGUGGGCUACAUCCGCAACACCUACAACCCUCCCGAGAGCAAUGCCACUGUCAUCCACGACUUCAGUGAGGACAGCCGGCCUCGGGCUACGUUCUACCUGGGCACGGGACGCCGUGUGCUCUACAAGUAUGGUAAGCUGGCCAAGCUCUCCGAGGUGCUGUACGACUCCACCUCCGUCAGCUUCGGCUAUGACGAGACGGCCGGUGUGCUCAAAAUGGUCAACCUGCAGAGCGGUGGCUUUUCCUGCACCAUCCGUUACCGCAAGCUCGGCCCCCUGGUGGACAAGCAGAUGUAUCGCUUCUCGGAGGAGGGCAUGGUCAACGCCCGCUUCGAUUACACCUAUCACGACAACAGCUUCCGGGUCGCCAGCAUUAAGCCGGUGAUCGGAGAGACGCCACUGCCCGUGGACCUCUACCGCUACGACGAAAUCUCGGGCAAGGUGGAGCACUUUGGGAAGUUUGGCAUCAUCUACUACGACAUCAACCAGAUUAUCACCACGGCGGUGAUGACGCUGAGCAAGCACUUCGACGCGCACGGGCGCAUCAAGGAGGUGCAGUACGAGAUCUUCCGCUCGCUCAUGUACUGGAUGACGGUGCAGUACGAUGGCAUGGGCCGUGUGAUCAAGCGCGAGCUGAAGAUCGGCCCCUAUGCCAACACCACGCAGUACCGCUACGAGUACGACGGUGACGGGCAGCUCAGCGGCGUCAAGGUCAACGAUUGGUCCACGUGGCGCUACAGCUAUGACCUGAACGGCAACCUGCACCUGCUGAACCCGGGCAACAGUGCCCGCCUGCUCCCCCUGCGCUACGACCUGCGCGAUCGCAUCACACGCCUGGGCGACGUGCAGUACCGACUGGACGAAGACGGCGUGCUGUGUCAGCGCGGCUCCGACGUCUUCCAGUACAACUCCAACGGGCUCCUGGAGAGGGCGUACAGCCGCACGGCCGAGGGCUGGAGCGUGCGCUACCGCUACGACGGCCUGGGCCGCCGUGUGGCGCGCCGCACCGCCUCCGGUGACCACCAGCAGUACUUCUACGCCGACCUCAACUACCCGGCGCGCGUCACCCACAUCUUCAACCAUUCGCGCGGCGAAAUCACCUCGCUCUACUACGACCUGCAGGGCCACCUCUUCGCCAUGGAGGUGAGCGGCGGCGAGGAGUACUACAUCGCCUCGGACAACACAGGGACGCCGCUGGCCAUCUUCAGCAGCAACGGGCAGAUGGUGAAACAGCUACAAUACACGGCCUAUGGCGAGAUCUACUACGACUCCAACCCUGACCUCCAGCUCGCCCUGGGCUUCCACGGUGGCCUCUACGACCCGCUAACCAAGCUGGUGCACUUCGGUCAGAGGGACUACGACGUGCUGGCCGGACGCUGGACGGCGCCCGACCACACACUAUGGCCCAAGAUAGGCAAGGAGCCAGCGCCUUUCAACCUGUACAUGUUCAAGAACAACAAUCCUCUCAGUGAUAUGAUUGAUGUGAAAAACUAUGUGACAGAUGUGAAGAGUUGGCUGGUCAUGUUCGGUUUCCAGCUCAGCAACAUCAUACCUGGGUUUCCCAGACACCCUUUGUACUUUGUUGACCCUCCAUAUGAACUACUCACCAGUCAGGACUGUGACAAUGCCCAGCUGUUCACUGGAGUGCAGCAUUCAGUGGAGCGGCACAACCAGGCCUUCAUGGCCCUGGAGGGACGACUGCUCAACAAGCAGCGGCGGCUUAAGCGAGACAAACCGGGCUAUUGGUUUGGCACCAGCACCCCCAUCGUGGGUAAGGGCAUGAUGCUCGCCAUCAGGGAGGGUCACGUGAUGACGUCGGUGUCCAGCAUGGCAGGCGAGGACAGUCGCAAGAUUGCACAGGUCCUCAGCAACACCCUCUACCUGCAGGGUACGCACUACACUAUCGACGGGCGCGACUGGCACUUUUUUGUGAAGCUAGGCCUGGCCGACGGCGACCUGCUCGCCCUGGGCCUCAGCAGUGGCCGCAAAACGCUGGAGAGCGGUGUCAACGUGACGGUCAGCGGCCGGUCGCGCAGGGGCGUGACCGUGGAGUUCCACACGCACACGCUGGUCUUCAGCGUCCGCUAUGGGCUCACGGUGGAGGUGCUGGAGAAGGAGCGUGGCCGCGUGCUGGAGCAGGCCCACCAGAGGGCGCUGGCAGGAGCCUGGGCCAGGGAGCAGCAGCGGGUGCAGGAGGGCAGGGACGGUGGCCGCGUGUGGACCGAGAGCGAGAAACAGCAGCUGCUGGCCAUGGGGAAGGUCCCAGGCUACGAGGGUUACUACGUGCUGCCGGUGGAGCAGUAUCCUGAACUGGCAGACAGUAGCACUAACAUCCAGUUCCUCAAACAGAACGACAUGGGAAAGAGGUAACAGAGCCAGCAUGCCCCCGCCACACCCCUUCUCCCACGGAGAGACCCAGGCCAGAGAGCGCUGCCGACACCACUCACAAAGACUUCAUCCACAUGGAGGAAUUACAGCUGGCAGGAGUGCAUUCUGGACUGGGAAAUCAUUGUAACAACACAAACUCUAUGUCUUUUUCUUUUUGUAAGUCUUCUUGUAAAGGCUUUACAGGAAAUGGCUGAUAUUUUAGGCCAUUGCGAGUGUAAAUUACAGCAUCUGCGUGAGGGCCAAGUGAUGGUUCACUGCCUGGAUUUUUGGACCUCCAUAUGAAGACCCCUUUUGAAAACUACCAGCUAAAGAAACACGCCCAAACCAUUAGUCACCAUCUCAGGCCUCCCAGUCCGUUGAUGAUUCUUAAACAGCGAUCGCUUGUCAAAUAUAUGUCUCCCUGGACAACAAACCUCACAGGAUUUGAACAUGUUCAAAGACAACUUUAGAUGUUUCUCAUUUCAACCUCUUGUCCCACACACAACUUAGAUACUUAAUGUACUGUAUGUAGAUUUGACUUGUGCCGUGUGGAGCUAGUUCGAAGAGCUCUUCAUCAACACACGCCUUUGAGGUGCCCGUCAGUUGUAGCUCUUGCGAUCUCUGUCCUUUUCCGUUUGCACUAUAUGACAAUCAGGAGGAGAUGGACAUCAUAGCCGCCCUAGAAACAGAACAUGAAUCUCCCCGAAGGUCGAUCACUUUUAUUUACCCUUUGUAUAAUAUGUAUGGAAAAUCCAUUCAGAUUUUUUUAUUAAAUUUAAGUUGCAGCCAAGCAAAGGAAUUACAGAAAAGUAAUAUAUGUUGUCUUUUGAAAUUGUUUAUACUUUAAAUUAAGUCAAUUGAAACUGUGAAACACAUUGUGCUUAUACUGUAUUUAAAACUUUGUCAUUAAUUAGGACUGGAUUAAAAUCCAACAUGUACAUUUAUUUAAGGACGUGACUGAUCAUUACCUUUGGCAGAAGUCCGUGGCACAGGAAGAACCCCGUGGUGACAGGCUCAUGUGACCUGAGUGUUCAGAACUCAAACGUCCAUAGACUGUUUUUUUUUUCUAAUGAAGUUCUGUUGUUGUGGCUGUGACAGAAUCUCUCCUCGUUCACUGUGAAGCAGCACAGUGUGGAUGUUAAGGUACGCGAAAAGCUAGUGCAAAAUCCCAACCGGACACUCUAGGGCCGACAUUCUUUGGGAGUUUUCUGAAAAUAAACAGUUCCAUUUUUACACUUUGA
Electrophorus electricus (electric eel) is the source of this 9481-nucleotide messenger RNA. It is a transcript of the gene tenm2b, whose product is annotated as teneurin transmembrane protein 2b. Gene Ontology annotation, cellular component: membrane; neuron projection. Lineage: Eukaryota; Metazoa; Chordata; Actinopteri; Gymnotiformes; Gymnotidae. Gene Ontology annotation, biological process: neuron development; heterophilic cell-cell adhesion; signal transduction. Gene Ontology annotation, molecular function: cell adhesion molecule binding; protein heterodimerization activity; protein homodimerization activity. The record is from RefSeq and is a predicted model, not a curated record.